Naumovozyma dairenensis CBS 421 is the source of this 570-nucleotide messenger RNA. RefSeq names its product 60S ribosomal protein eL19 (gene RPL19B). The record is from RefSeq and is a predicted model, not a curated record. Gene Ontology annotation, molecular function: RNA binding; structural constituent of ribosome. Gene Ontology annotation, cellular component: ribosome; cytosolic large ribosomal subunit. Gene Ontology annotation, biological process: translation. The transcript is spliced from 2 exons. The coding region runs from base 1 to 570 and encodes 189 amino acids. Lineage: Eukaryota; Fungi; Ascomycota; Saccharomycetes; Saccharomycetales; Saccharomycetaceae.
AUGGCCAAUUUACGUACACAAAAGAGACUUGCUGCAUCCGUUAUUGGUGUUGGUAAAGGAAAAGUCUGGUUAGAUCCAAAUGAAACCACUGAAAUUUCCCAAGCUAACUCAAGAAACGCCAUUAGAAAAUUGAUCAAAAACGGUACUAUAGUCAAGAAGGCUGUUACUGUCCACUCCAGAUCUAGAACUAGAGCUCAUGCUCUAUCUAAGAGAAACGGUCGUCACACUGGCUAUGGUAAGAGAAAAGGUACAAGAGAAGCUCGUUUACCUUCCCAAGUUGUCUGGAUCAGAAGAUUAAGAGUUUUGAGAAGAUUAUUGGCCAAAUACAGAGACGCUGGUAAAAUCGAUAAGCAUUUAUACCACGUUCUAUACAAGGAAGCUAAAGGUAAUGCUUUCAAGCAUAAGAGAGCUUUAGUUGAACACAUUAUCCAAGCUAAGGCUGACUCUCAACGUGAAAAGGCUCUAGCUGAAGAAGCUGAUGUCAGAAGAUCUAAGAACAGAGCUGCUCGUGAAAGAAGAGCUCAAAGAAUUAUCGAAAAGAGAGAAGCUUUAUUGAAGGAAGAUGCUUAA